AUGCCCAGUGCCCACCCAGGCAGCAAGGGCCCAGAGGGGCCUUCAUUACCCCCUUUUCCCCAAGCAGCCUCCUCCAAGGGGCACCUCUUUAGCAGGCAGCCCCGGGGGUCACUGCGCACAAGGUGUAAUCAAAUUCCUACUGGUGGAUUUGGUAAGCUGAAAAAGAGUCAUUUGGAAAUUCCAGUAGAACAACUGAUAGAACUUAGUUUGUCAGAGAACUCACAGAAAAGAUCACAGAACAAUAGUAAACCAGGGAUGUUUCAAUUCUGGAGCUACCCUCAUAAUGAAGCAAUAACUAUGGAGAAUAGGGAUUUCCAAAAAUCUUCAAUGGAAACUGGCUUUAAUAUAAAUAAUAAUCCUCUAAGACUCUUCACUCUGAACCACUCACUAACAGGUGCUUCAGUUGACAAACAAGCUGGUUCUUACCCUGGACUGCAGCCACAGCUGCCAUUAAGUCUCUGCUGGCCUUAUGCAGAUGGAGACUUUUGUAAAGAUAAAAGAGAGCCUCAAAGUAACUCGUACCCAGCUAUCGAAAGCAAUAAUGGGGACCCGUCAUCUGCUUCCAACUGGAAUACAAAAUAUGGGAACAGCUGCAUAGAAGAAAAUCUGACUGAUGAAAGUGACUUAUGAAAUGAAAAAGUUAAUGACACAUUACUCACUUACUUUAAAAAAAUGGACCUCAAUUUAAAGCCAGAAGUAAUAGAAGACUUUGAAGUCUUUUUGGAACAGCAAAAUGAAGUGUUUUCAUAUCCUGAUUUUCUCCCUCCACCUUUUAAUACUCUAGACUUGCACAAACUGGCCUUCUCAAAAUCUGAGAAUUGGAAAGUGGCAUUAGAUCCAAUAGAAAGCUCCAUUGAGCAGUUGAUAAGUCGUUUAUUGGAGAUGGAAAGAAUACAACAUCUGACUAUACAAAAGGAGAAGCCAAAGAUACCCAUCAACUGUUCUACUCAAGUCAUUACUGAACGGCCCAGUUCAUCCAAAGGCUCAUUCAAACAGAAGCCAUCAAAGUAUCCUGAAUCUCUGCCCCUUCAGACAGCUUAUGUAGAUAAAAGUAGAGAAAAAAGAAAAAACAACUCUAAUUCUUGCAAACUAGAGCAGAAUACUUCAAAAUGCAAUUGGAACAAUGCUGGUAAAUAUAAAUGGAAUUCCAGACCACCAUCUAUCAGAAGCUCUUCUACCACAAAACAAAUCAUUGCUACUUAUGAUGACUUUAAAAUUCCCAAAGGCUCCUCUUUAAGUCCAUGCCAAGAAGUUUCAUCCAGACCUACUUCGAGCCAUUCUAUUGCUCAAACAACUCAUCCAUUGGUUAAAAUGGUUUCAACAAGAUGUCUGCAGCCAAAGUCUCCAAUACCUGUAUCAUCCCUCUCUCUUUGUUUGCCCGAGGCACAAGAAAGCAAACCAUCAAGAAGCAAAAAGAAACUUUAUCGGAAAAAUAUAGCUAUAAAUAGACCGUUGCAUGUUCAAAAGAGGCAUUGUUUAUCUCCUUCAUUUACGGCCAAAUGUGAGAAGUGCUCACACAUUGACCAAAAAUAA
Dromiciops gliroides (monito del monte) is the source of this 1533-nucleotide messenger RNA. It is a transcript of the gene FAM217A, whose product is annotated as family with sequence similarity 217 member A. The record is from RefSeq and is a predicted model, not a curated record. Lineage: Eukaryota; Metazoa; Chordata; Mammalia; Microbiotheria; Microbiotheriidae.